GACGCUUGCGCCGCCACUCAUCGGCGGCUAGCCGGUGUUACUGCGACAACCCUAACAUUUCUCCUUCCUUCGUCUUCUCCAACAUGGCUUCUCGCUGUAGAUCUCUCUCAAGACCAACGCUUUCUCUCCUGAAAGACUCCUUCAUCAAACCCACCCUUAAACCCAAACCUGCAUCUUCUCUUCUGACCACCAGCUCUUCUCCCACAUUUUCAAGGCCAGUUCCUCAGUUGGGUUCUCUUCAGUCUCUGCUUCCUCUCCACUCAGCGGCAUCUUCAGCUCCGCUCACCUUGUGCCUCGGCAUUGAUUUCCGGCGUUCGAGAUCGUUGUCUCAGGGCAGGUCUCAGCGUGCCUCGAUAAGAGAUUAAGAUAAACGAUGUUCCUUCUUCUGGUGGCCUUCUGAUUAUCUUACAGCAUGUAUAUGCCAUGCAUUACAUCACAAAUAAAAUCUACUGUAUUUGCUGAUCAAUCUACCAUUGCUUCAUGACUAGAGGUUAUGGAUGGAGAUUAAUCCUAGUUACUGAAUUACACAUCUUUUAUGUCAUCUAAAUGGAGACAAGAUCAAAGAUUUUGGUAUGGUUCCACAUGUCUAGGUGGACUGAACUGAAGUACAUGUGGGAAAAUGACAAGAGGACGAUCAGAUUUCAGAUAGCAUCGUCUGUCUCCCCUUUCUCUGAAAGUAGCUUUGGCCAUGGCGCCUCUGUGUCUCCGUUUCAAGAAUACCUUUGCAUGUGGACUUGAUCGCUCUUUCUGCCCUUCAGAACGCAUUAUUGUACUUUUCCUAUUUCUUUAUCUCCCCUUAUCGACGUGUCUAUGAAAAUAUCCAUG
Messenger RNA from Rubroshorea leprosula, 825 nucleotides. Lineage: Eukaryota; Viridiplantae; Streptophyta; Magnoliopsida; Malvales; Dipterocarpaceae. The record is from the annotation of a GenBank genome assembly.